Botrytis sinoallii is the source of this 1264-nucleotide messenger RNA. RefSeq lists its product as uncharacterized. Lineage: Eukaryota; Fungi; Ascomycota; Leotiomycetes; Helotiales; Sclerotiniaceae. The record is from RefSeq and is a predicted model, not a curated record. The transcript is spliced from 2 exons. Bases 168 to 1196 code for a protein of 342 amino acids.
UGACUAUUGACUUCACCUACAUAUAGAUAGAUCGAAGUUUUAUACAACUUUCAAAACAACAGAGUUCCCUCAUAAACACCUACUAGUAUCCAGUAUAUCAAAUCAAAUAUUUACCAUCAAGGUUUCUUUCUAUACAUACAGAUUCUCCCAUCUCCAGUUUCGGAAUCAUGCAAGCAGUUAAGGACACAAUUGCCGAAAACUUCGGUAGUGCACACUCUCUUGCAAAACCAGAGCACCAAUUUUCCCUCGAGGAUUGCCCUGAUCAGAGUGAAAAGGUAGCGGUGAUUACUGGUGGUAGCGAAGGUAUUGGCUAUGGUUGCGCACACACUCUGCUCAAAAACAACCUCGCCAAGCUGUUCAUCAUUGCUGUAUCCCAAGAAGUCUAUGAUGGUGCUGUAGAAGACAUUUCAAAGACUAUCUCGCCCGAGGCAGCUCAAAAAUGUACAUUCCUUAAGUGUGACAUAUCUGAUUGGCCUUCCGUAUGCAAGGUUGCCCACACGAUAUCUGAAAGCACCGAUAGAAUUGAUGUCUUAUGCAAUCUCGCUGCACGUGGAAUCAUGACCUAUCAACUUACCGAUUAUGGUCUUGAUAGACACAUGGCUGUCAAUCAUUUCGGCCACGUUAUUCUCACCAGUCACUUGAUGCCAAUCCUCAAGAAAACAGCAGAGGCAGGAAAUACUGUUAGAAUCGUAAACAUGGCAUCGAAUGCUCAUCAAGCCACCCCAAGCGAUUGCAAAUUUGCAAACCAGGAAGAGUUGAAUACCGAUUUGGGACCAAAUGGUCAAUAUGGACGAUCAAAGUUGGCUGCUAUGCUUUAUUCCCGCUAUUUGGCCCGUCAUCUUACUUCCAAGUAUCCCAAAAUCUUGGUCAAUUCCGUGCAUCCAGGAUUUGUCGACACGAAAAUGUCACAAGUUGAUAUUCAUGAGCCAUAUCCAGUACUCGGAUAUGGCAUGUCUGUCUUGAUGAAGCCGCUGAAGAAGGAUCAAUGGGACGGCUGUGUCAGUACCUUAUACGCAAGUACUGCAGUAGAAGAAAGUGGAUUGUAUAUCUGUCCACCAGCAAUCCCGGAGCCGGGAAGCUCCCUUUCACAGGAUGAGGAGUUGGGCGAGCAAUUGAUGAAGUUGACAAAGGAGAUUAUUGUGGAUAAAAUGCCCAAAAAGAGCGUCGACCAGGGAUGCCCACUUGAGCUUUUCUAAUUCGCAACGCGACAUACUUUAUCGAAUAUGGUAAUAUAUUAAUGAAUGAUUAUUUAUUCUACUAUUCU